Molecule: messenger RNA, 2667 nt
Organism: Trachymyrmex cornetzi
Lineage: Eukaryota; Metazoa; Arthropoda; Insecta; Hymenoptera; Formicidae
Product: b(0,+)-type amino acid transporter 1
Exons: 5
Coding region: 594-2327 (577 amino acids)
Biological process (GO): amino acid transmembrane transport
Cellular component (GO): membrane
Molecular function (GO): L-amino acid transmembrane transporter activity
Source: RefSeq, a predicted model, not a curated record
GCCGCGCCGGUUCACGCUUUGCCCUCGCGUCUCUCCGCUCCCUCGACCCUCGACAGCGGUGGCUUUGGUAGACCUCGCCUCCGACGGCUCCAACGAACGCCCAGUAAAGCGCGAAAGCUCGUUGAGGGAGCGUCGUGGAACAUUACUCUGACAGAGGCAUCAGCGACAGUCGAUUAAAAAAAAAAGAGAGAGAGAGAGAGAUAGAGAGAGAACCGGAAGAGAGGAGACUUGUAGAGCGACAUAUCGCAAAUAAGUAGAUUCGGCGGACCGAUUGAACAGCGUCGUCGCGAGGACGAGCGAGAAACGAGAAGAGAGCUUGCGAGAGAACAAAGAUAGUACGCGACAGGGAGAAAGGAGCGAGUACACGCUGAGAAGAGCGACAAAAGGAGAGGACAGCAGGGACCGGUCCCGGAAGUGGAAGAGCAGAGGUCGACGGGGAGGUAGAAGGGGUGCGAGUGGACGAGGACGACGAAGGACGCGAGGACAGCAGCUGCGUAAGGAGCGAACGGCGGUGGUUGCACUGAAAAGUAGCGGCGUGGUGUCAUGAGAGGCGGUCUCACGAUCCGCCCUUCUUAUCGGUCCCUCCAAGAGUCAUGCAUGUCGCGCCCCUCAAACGAGCUACCGUGGGACAUGAUCCGCAGACGAGCAACGGCGGUCAGCCGCAACUGCAGCAACAGCAACUACAAUUGGGGGGUUGGCUGGGAGGAAGUGCCGGUGACACUGGCGGUGGAUUGGUCUGCCGAUCUGGCAAAUCGGUCAACGGCAGCAGCAACGGCAAACCGUCGUUACACCAUCCUCAACAACAGCGUCAACAGCAACAGCAGCAGCAGCAACAACAACAAGGCCAAUCUGGGGGUGUGGGGGAUGACGAAGACGGGGGUGGAGGGAGCGGAGGGCUGGAGGGGACGGACGCAGAGGCGAACGACGCUGUUCACCUCAAGAGACGGGUGGGACUCGUCAGUGGGGUGGCUCUAAUCGUCGGCACGAUGAUCGGCUCCGGGAUCUUCGUGUCGCCGUCGGGUCUGCUGUUGCGUACCGGCAGCGUCGGCAUCAGUUUUGUCGUGUGGACCGCGUGCGGUCUGCUGAGCCUCUGCGGCGCUCUCGCCUAUGCCGAGCUGGGCACCAUGAACACGAGCAGCGGCGCCGAGUACGCGUACUUCAUGGACGCGUUCGGCGCCCCGCCUGCCUUCCUCUUCUCCUGGGUGUCCACCCUGGUGCUCAAGCCGUCGCAGAUGGCGAUUAUCUGUCUGUCGUUCGCCCAGUACACCGUCGAGGCGUUCACCGUCGACUGCGAGCCACCUGACCAAGUGGUCAAGAUCGUCGCCCUGCUGGCGAUCGUUCUGAUACUCCUGAUUAACUGCUACAGCGUUAACCUGGCCACCGGUGUGCAAAACGCUUUCACCGCCGCCAAACUAAUGGCCAUACUCGUGGUGAUAAUCGGCGGCUCGUACAAAUUGAUACAGGGUAACACACAGCAUCUGCAAAUGGCGUUUGACACCAUCGAUGGUAGUAGCAUCAACAUCGGUCGCCUCGCCACCGCUUUCUACACCGGCCUCUGGGCAUACGACGGCUGGAACAAUCUUAAUUAUGUAACCGAGGAGAUCAAAAACCCUUCCAAGAAUUUGCCCAGAUCCAUCAUGAUCGGCAUACCGCUCGUCACGCUCUGCUACGCGCUAAUCAAUGUAUCCUAUCUAGCGGUCAUGUCACCGUCAGAAAUGAUUGAGAGCGAGGCCGUGGCGGUGACGUUCGGCAAUCGGAUUCUGGGCGUGAUGGCAUGGCUAAUGCCGCUCUCCGUAGCGAUCAGCACCUUCGGAUCCGCUAAUGGCACCCUGUUUGCUGCGGGUAGACUCUGCUUCGCCGCGUCACGAGAGGGUCAUCUGCUCGACUGCUUGAGCUACGUGCACGUGCGACGCUUUACUCCUGCCCCAGGCCUCAUCUUCCAUUCCCUCGUAGCAGGCGCGAUGGUUCUCUCCGGUAACAUCGAUUCGCUGAUUGACUUCUUCUCGUUUACUGCAUGGAUAUUCUACGGCGGCUCGAUGGUCGCCUUACUGGUGAUGCGGAAGACCAGGCCCAAUCAUCCGCGACCGUACAAAUGCCCACUAAUAAUACCUAUGCUCGUGCUCGUCAUCUCCGCGUAUCUCAUAGUGGCGCCGAUUAUUGACAAGCCCCAGAUCGAGUACCUGUACGCGGCUGGCUUUAUCGGUGCGGGCAUGCUCGUCUACCUCCCAUUCGUAAAAUUUGGAUAUGUGCCCAAAUUCAUGGAAGGUGUCAAUGCCUUCCUGCAGAUGUUACUAGAGGUGGCUCCAACUGCGGUUGCCUUCGACUGAUUUCAUUUCGAGAGAUCAAUGUACAGUUCUCCAGAAUGCCGAAUCAUUCCAUUAUGGCAUUGCGUGAACUGUAUGAACACCUGAAUAUAUCCUAUUUUAAAUACAUGCAGACGAGAGCAUUAUAUCCUAUAUAUUACAAAGCUCAAGGCUGGCCCCAAAAAAAAUUAAUAUAAAAAAAUCAUAUAAAAAAAGGCAUAUAUAUAUUAUAUAAAAAUAUAUUAUUUUAUUACUUGUUAUUCUUCAUACAUAGUAUACAACAUGCAGAAGAGAUAUUAUUGUUAGACAAUAGAUAGUUGAUGUUGUAAUGAAAAAGCGAUGAAUCAACAGAAAAUAUUUUAAA